Messenger RNA from Caenorhabditis bovis, 1128 nucleotides. The record is from the annotation of a GenBank genome assembly. Lineage: Eukaryota; Metazoa; Nematoda; Chromadorea; Rhabditida; Rhabditidae.
AUGGAGGAUAUGGAGGGUAAAGUGUGCGCUGGAAUUGGGUGUAAUAACCAGGCGAAACUUCGCUGUCCGACAUGCAUCAAAAUGUCGCUGCCGGACUCGUAUUUCUGCGAUCAAUCAUGCUUCAAAUCGAAUUGGGCUGUUCACAAGUUUACUCACACCGAUUUGAAUGGUCCCUACAAUCCGUGGCCCUACUAUUCGUUCUCUGGGAGCCUUCGUCCGGCCCGCUUAUCGGAUCGCCGAGUUGUUCCCGAUCAUAUUCCGCGUCCAGACUACGCCAUCCAUCCGCACGGCGUUUCGCUCGAAGAACGCCAAGAGAAGAGCGAGCGAAUCGUCAAAGUGCUCACCGACGAGGAGAAGGAGGGUCUUAAAGUCGCCUGUAAGCUGGGAAGAGAGUGUCUGGAUGAAGCUGCGAGAGCCUGCGAGCCAGGCGUCACCACCGACGAAAUUGAUCGGGUUGUUCACGAGGCGGCUAUUGAACGCGACUGCUAUCCAAGCCCGUUGGGCUACUACCAAUUCCCAAAAAGUUGCUGCACAUCAGUGAACGAGGUGAUUUGCCACGGGAUUCCCGACAUGCGCAAAUUGGAAAACGGCGAUAUUUGCAAUGUCGAUGUUACCGUCUAUCAUCGCGGUUUUCACGGCGAUCUCAAUGAAACGUUUCUCGUCGGCGACAAAGUCGAUGAGGAGUCGCGAAAGUUGGUGAAGGUCACCUAUGAGUGCCUUCAGCAGGCAAUUGCCAUCGUGAAACCCGGCGUGAAAUUCCGCGAAAUUGGAAAUGUGAUUCAGAAGCACGCGAACAACAACGGAUUCUCGGUCGUCAAAUCGUAUUGCGGCCACGGAAUCCAUCGACUUUUCCACACGGCGCCAAGUGUUCCACAUUAUGCAAAGAAUAGCGCAAUUGGUGUAAUGAAGGCGGGAAACUCGUUCACCAUCGAGCCGAUGAUCAACGCCGGCACCUAUCACGACGACAAAUGGCCGGAUGACUGGACGGCGGUUACGCGCGACGGGAAACGAUCGGCGCAAUUCGAGCAGACGCUUCUCGUCACCGACACCGGCUGCGAGGUGUUGACCGCGCGCGAGUCGCGUCGCCCGUGGUUCAUGGAUCAAAUCGAGCAGAACUACGCGAAAUAA